Molecule: messenger RNA, 2234 nt
Organism: Salvelinus fontinalis (brook trout)
Lineage: Eukaryota; Metazoa; Chordata; Actinopteri; Salmoniformes; Salmonidae
Product: NACHT, LRR and PYD domains-containing protein 1 homolog
Exons: 8
Coding region: 15-1157 (380 amino acids)
Biological process (GO): regulation of apoptotic process
Source: RefSeq, a predicted model, not a curated record
UAUGUAUUACUGACAUGCUUGUCCUUGUUCAGGACUCCACACACUGGCUUCAGAUUGAACCCUUGACUUCCACUGUCCAGGGAGUGACAAUGUUCAGACACAGGACACCCAAAGGGAGUUAUGAGUGCACAGUGUCUGGGCUCCGCUGGCUGUGUGAGAGAGAUGUCAUUCUGAAGUAUCACUUCAGGAACUGGGAACCCUACAGUCAACUUCUGAAAGACAAGCAGUACACACAAGGUGGUCCAUUGCUGGACAUCACUAUGGAGUUAGGUGAACUGGAGGAAGUUCAUCUGCCACACUUUGUCUGUUUAGGGACCAACCCUUCCCUGAGGAAUGAGAUGAAGAUUCUUCAUGUAGAGGAACAUGGAGUUUCUUUUGAGGAAGUGCAUGAGGUCACCAGAUUCCAUGCUAAGAUUCUCCAUCCCAAGUUCUCAGUUAUCUCUCUGAUACUGAGAUUACUGUCUUGGAACAUAGAUGUCCACUGUGACGUGGUCCUCUAUUUGGCAGUAAAAAGGUCAACAGUAAUUUCAAGGCUGUACCUGCUCCUCAGAAACUCGAGUCAGAAAGAGGCUGUUCGGGAACGGGAGAAAGAUCAGAUGUCCCAAGGAUAUAAAGAAUUUCUCCUGUCAAGUCCAAAUGGGCCCUUAAAGCUGAACAGUUCGUUUGCGUUCAAGAAUCCCCACUCCACUUCCAUCAAUCCAGAGAAGAUUCAGGUGUUACCUGCAGACACCACACCAAGCUGUUGUAAGAUGAUCAUGAGAAACACAGGGGUUGACAUUGAGAUGGAGUUAAUCGGGGAUGAUGAGAGGACAGUAUGGAAAUCAGUGGUAUCAAAAGACGUAUACAGCAACGACUCUCAUCCAAUAUCAUUAACAGUCCCUGGGAUUCCUGCUGAGGAGUUUCUGAAGAAACACAGGGCUGUACUCAUUCAGGGAGUCAAAAACCCAAUGCCGAUAGCAGAUGUUCUGUCAUCAAAGGGCAUGAUUGGUGAUGAAGAGUACUCCAGAAUAACAGCUGAAACAACUGAACAGGAGCGAAUGAGAGAACUACUGAAUGCAGUCCUCCCUAAAGGACCAGAAGUGAUGGGAGCUUGUCUCAAAGCUCUCAGUGAACAUGAACACCAUCUUGUUAAGCACUUGAGUGAAUCUAGCACCUAAUCUGAAGAUGCUGAGGCCUGUCUCCUAGUCUGUGGACAAAGACACUUCUCCACCUAAUCUGAAGAUGCUGAGGCCUGUCUCCUAGUCUGUGGACAAAGACACUUCUCCACCUAAUCUGAAGAUGCUGAGGCCUGUCUCCUAGUCUGUGGACAAAGACGCUUCUCCACCUAAUCUGAAGAUGCUGAGGCCUGUCUCCUAGUCUGUGGACAAAGACACUUCUCCACCUAAUCUGAAGAUGCUGAGGCCUGUCUCCUAGUCUGUGGGCAAAGACACUUCUCCACCUAAUCUGAAGAUGCUGAGGCCUGUCUCCUAGUCUGUGGACAAAGACACUUAAAUUAUUGUUAGGGAAAUUAUGUUUGCUUUUCUUUUAACAAAUGUCUGUAUUUUAUUCAUGUGCUGUUCUAUAAACAAAUUUGUGUGUUCAUCAAGUGUCUGACGAGAUAUCUCAGUUUCAAGGUCUCAUCUUAGAGAGAAGAAGACUGGUGAGGUGUUGGUCUGUCAAAUGCUAUGAACCAGUAUUGCGGUUAGCUAGUUGCGAGGAUCCAGAUGAAAAUGUUCAGAGUUUGCGGUAGGAAUCCGGGGAUAUGGAGAGAAAAAUAGGUACUUUAUGCUCUGGUUUGAGUCACGUUGUACGAACUGGCGAGAGCUUUCCGAGCUAAAGGUUAGCUGAUGACCACUAGCAGUGGUUUGCUGACUGAUAGCUGGUAGCUGGCUAGCUUCAGUUGAGGGAUUCCAGAUUCCAGAUUCCAGUAGAAAUACUUUAGAAAAAAAAACAGAUCCACGCCACAUUGGGUGAGGCUGGUUGCAGGAGAGUAUUUAGAAGUUGAGGUUUAAGAAAAUAUUUUUAAAAGAAUUUGAAUAAAAAUAUAUACAGAAGGAACACGACAGGACAAAGACGUCUGACUGCUACGCCAUCUUGGAUUUAUGUUGGAUCUUUCUGUUGGAUAUCUUGGAUAAUGUUUGGUUAUUUGUAUUACUGCUGUUACCAUGGCAAUUAUCUAGUAACAAUUACUUUUAAUGCUGUUAACAAAUGUCAAUGCUAUAUUAUUAUUUGUGCUAUAAAGAAUAUUGACUUCA